Molecule: messenger RNA, 3805 nt
Organism: Ceratina calcarata
Lineage: Eukaryota; Metazoa; Arthropoda; Insecta; Hymenoptera; Apidae
Gene: Strip
Product: striatin interacting protein
Exons: 11
Coding region: 684-3071 (795 amino acids)
Biological process (GO): cytoskeleton organization
Cellular component (GO): cytosol
Source: RefSeq, a predicted model, not a curated record
AUGAGUCUGUCAAGUCAAGUCUGUCCGCACCGGCGAUUUGAGUAAAUGCUCAAGAUGAUGUCUUAAAAAUGAGAAACGAUUCUGAAUACCGGCGGCUAUAGAUGCUGAUUUCUUAAAGUCUUCAAUUUGCCACCAUGGCUAGUUAGUUUUGUACAGUUUAGAGUUCUUGUUAUACGAUACGAAUUUUGUUAAAAGGAAUGAAACGCAUCGAUUCUUUUUUUUUGUUGAAAAGAAAUCGGUGACGAGAGUGCAUCGUUUGAUGGAAUAGAAUGUUGAAAUCGAUUCGGGUCGGUAGGAGAGAAGUAUCGAUUCAUGAAUAAAGACGGAAACGGUAGUACGUACGUAGCUGCGUUUCUGCAGUGGCUCUUGUAAGAUGCGUUGAAAUGCGUGACGUAGCGAUGGAUGCGAAUGAGAAGGGAAAACACUUUAUACACCGAAUGGUUGUACAGCGAUCAACGAGUGGCCAAGUGAGUGAGUGGCUCGUGAGACGAGUGUGAAGAUCCUGCGGAUCGUGUAUGACUGUAAUCUGUGUGGAUCCAGUCGUUUCUAACCUUUCUGACAGAAGCGUAUACCAGUGUUUGAUCUCUUGAUUAUCACUGUCUACUCGUCGAGUUGCGCCGAUACGUGAAUAACGCCUCGUUACCCUUCGUCGAACGCUAAACGUUGAAAUUCAUAUAUACAAAAUGGAAACGGAUAAAUCUACGGAUUUGGACUUUGUUUACGAUGAUGCGGAUAACUAUACCAAUGAAAUUGCUGAAUUGUACAGCUACUCGGAGCAAUCUGAAUUACAAGUUAAUCUUAAUGCGUUUGAAGAACAAAUGGAACUGUAUAAACUGAUACCUUGGUGGCAAAACAUCUCCGAGACUCAACAGAAGUCUGCGAUUUAUAAGCUGUUGGAUCAAUUAGAGGUUUCUAAUAAACUAUUGAGAAUGAAGGCGGCAAGGUGCUUCUUGUAUUUGGCUCAAGGAUGUUGGGCCGAAGUACAAUCUGACGUAGAACAGCAAGAGUGGACCAGAAAAAAUGUUAUGUUGUUGUAUGAAGCUGGAGUGUUUUCAGCAUUUGUUGAACUACUCAAUAUUGAAAUUAUGAAUAGUAAACGAGCUGCUUCUGCGAUGAGAAAAAUCUCGGUUAGUCUUGAUGAUUCUACAGACUUGAGAGUAAUUUUGUCCGUCUUGUACAUUAUGACAGAAGUGAUGAGAGAAGAAAUGAAGAGUUUGGACAACAGUAUUUAUAAGGACAACGUUGAAUCUUUUAAGGAAGAUUUGAUACAUCCGUAUGGUGGGGACUUACUUAUAGUUAAACUCCUUGGUAUGGUCACGUUCUUUUGUAGCGGUGCAGCUCCUCACUUUCCAAUGAAGAAAGUUCUUUUACUUUUGUGGAAGUUGAUCUUGGUGUCUCUGGGAGGUAUUGAUACUCUGAGAGAAUUGAAAAAGCAGUACCGUGAAGAAGCUGGUCUUGAGACGAUACAGGAGGAUACUUUAGAGGUUGCUAAGACGAUGAGACCUAGUUCACCUCCGGUCAGUGCGACGGAUUUGAUAGAAACGCAGAAUCAGAAGAAGUUUCAGAAUCAUAGAUCUUAUCGACGAUUUCUGAUGAAACAAAGUUCAUUGGAUGAACCGGGCUUGGGAAUGGAAUACGAAGGCGGAGAAAUGGGUAACAAUAGCACGAACAACGAUGGUGAAGGAGAACCUGCUGUGUUUGUGAACAAUUCUUCGUGGGGACAAUUAGGUACUUAUUGUCAGAAUGAAAACAAUCAGCCUCCACCGAGACCUGAUACUCCACAACUCCUGAAAGGGAAAGGUUUACCGUGGACACCGAAGGUGAGACAAAAGGAUGUAGACAGUUUUCUUGAAGCGUCGAGAUUAAAAUUUGUCGGAUAUAAUCUAGUAGGCGACAGACAAAGUUUGGCAGGUUUGCCACAACCAAUACUUGAAGGUGUUGAUACACUGAAAAGACAUAUGUAUAUAUCAUUGGCUGAAGUUCAAAUUCAGAAGGAAGAACAAAUGCUCAGAAACCCUAUAAGCACUCCGAGGUUUCCGAUUCGUCAAACACCGACAGAGAUUGUUUAUCAUGCCAUAUUACCGUUUGUUCCUCAAUAUAUGAUUGCGUUGUUAAAAAUUUUAUUAGCAGCUGCACCGACCAGUAAAACUAAAACCGACAGUACCAAUAUCAUGGCUGAUGUCCUGCCGGGACAGAUGCCAAUGACUGUCUUUCAAUCGAUGAAGCUCGGUAUUGAUGUAAACAGACAUAAAGAGAUUAUUGUUAAAGCUGUAUCAGCUAUACUACUUCUCUUGUUGAAACAUUUUAAGCUGAAUCACAUUUAUCAGUUCGAAUUCAUGUCGCAGCAUUUAGUGUUCGCUAACUGCAUCCCACUCGUUUUAAAGUUUCUAAAUCAGAAUAUUCUGGCUUACAUUGAAACUAAAAACAUCAUUCCUCUUUUUGAUUUUCCUGUAUGCGUUAUUGGAGAGCGACCAGAUGGACCUAUGGAAAAUUUUGAAAUCGGAGAUCACGUACCAUACUCGUGGAGAAACGUCUUUUCUUGUAUUAAUUUAUUACGUAUUCUUAACAAACUGACGAAAUGGAAACACAGUAGAAUCAUGAUGUUAGUCGUGUUUAAAUCGGCACCUAUCUUGAAACGUACGUUAAAAGUUAGACAUGCAAUGAUGCAGUUGUAUGUUUUAAAAUUGUUAAAAAUGCAAACGAGGUACUUGGGUCGCCAGUGGCGGAAGACUAACAUGAAAACGAUCAGUGCGAUUUAUGCAAAAGUCCGACAUCGCUUGAACGACGAUUGGGCGUAUGGCAAUGAUUUAGAAGCCCGACCUUGGGAUUUCCAAGUAGACGAAUGUGUGCUACGUUCAUGCGUUGACCGAUUUAAUAACUUACGCUACACCAAUAUUCCCAAAGAUAAGGACAUGGAGCCUGUCGACAAUUCUGUUACAUCGGUACUUGGGGUAAACGUAGAUUUAAGCGAUGAAUUUAAACAACAUUACGAAUUAUGGUUACAGCAAGAGGUAUUUCAAAGAAGCAUUAAAUGGGAUGAACUACUGGAUCCCGCGGCGUGUGAAAUUUAAAUCUUUAACAAGUGUAAAAUAAUAUACCUAUAUAUAAUAUAUACAUUAAAAUCGUAUUUUCGUCAGUUCAUAGACCUGGAUCGAAUUUUGACGUUUUUAUAACUUACAUACAAUCGUGAAGUGUUCAAAAGAAACAUUGCCAUAUCGAUGUAUCCGAAACUGAGAGAAUUCGUGUUUUGUUUAUAAUACCCCGAACAGUGAAUGGUCCUAAUCUGACGAAUGUUUAAAAAACACUAGUGACUUUUCAAGAAUGGUUUAUGAGAUCGCGUAAUUUUUUACAUUUUUGUGUGUGUAUUUAAUUCGUGCAAUGCAUAUUGCUCGUAGCAAUAUUUCAUUAUUACCGUUACAGUUGUAAGUGAACAUAUACAUAAUCGCCUUUGCCGUCGCUAUAGUCACGAGAAUUAGGACAAAUUUAAUGAAGUAUGUUAUUCGUAUCCUUACUACUCAUAUUCAUAUUAACUGAGUUUCUUACACAUCGUCUACAUUGACAUUUAUAAAGGAGCCAGUGUUAAGAUGUAUAAUGAAUUCAUUUAGUUAUAACUAUUUUCUAUGAAACAUUUUUGAGCAUUUUGUAAAUUGAGUACGUUCUCUUCGUUAUUAAUUCUGACAUCGAUGCGUGCUCGACCUGUGUGUUUAUGUGUAAUCGAUUUCUUUAUGAGAAAGAACGAUAGAAGAAGUGAGUUGAACAGCAUAAUCAGUUGUAUAUAAAUAAAUGCAUAACGCAAAACUAUGAA